Messenger RNA from Nematolebias whitei (Rio pearlfish), 1889 nucleotides. RefSeq names its product retinol saturase, tandem duplicate 2 (gene retsat.2). The coding region runs from base 18 to 1847 and encodes 609 amino acids. The transcript is spliced from 11 exons. NCBI's taxonomy places the organism in Eukaryota, Metazoa, Chordata, Actinopteri, Cyprinodontiformes, Rivulidae. The record is from RefSeq and is a predicted model, not a curated record. Gene Ontology annotation, molecular function: all-trans-retinol 13,14-reductase activity.
GUCGAGAAGCCGACAAAAUGUGGGUUCUCGUGUCCGUUAUUUCCACGGUUUUGAUAAUAUUUAUGUUAAAGUAUUUCUUCGGCAGCUACGGUCCGAAUCCCUUUGAGAAGGACAGUCGUGAACCGUUGAAAAAGAGGGUUUACGACAAGAAGGAGAAGAAUAAAGUGCUAAAGCAAGGAUUCCUGGCCAGUAAAGUACCAGAAAACUUGGAUGCAAUCAUCAUUGGAAGUGGUGUCGGUGGGCUCGGGCUUGCUGUGCUGCUUGCUAAAGUCGGAAAGAAAGUUCUGGUUCUGGAGCAGCACAGUAAGGCCGGGGGAUGCUGCCACACGUUCUCAGAGAAGGGCUUUGAGUUUGAUGUUGGGAUCCAUUACAUCGGGGAACUCGUGGAACACCAGCCUUUCCGCUGCAUGUUGGACCAGAUGACCAAUGGACAGCUGCAGUGGGAGCCUCUGGAGAAUCCAUUUGACCACGUUGUGCUGGGACCUCCAGAAAACCGCCGCAGGUACCCCAUCUACAGCGGCAGGACUCGCUUCCCCGAGGAGCUGAAGAAGUGUUUCCCUAAAGAGGAGAAGGCCAUUGACGAGUACCUGCGGCUGGUCAAGAAAACCAAGAAUGGAGUUUGGCUCCUCGUGAUGCUGAAGCUCGUCCCGGUCCCUUUGGCCAAGUUCCUGAUCCACAGCGGCCUCGUCAAACGCCUGUCGUUCUUCUUCAAAAUGGCCCCCCGCAGCCUGACGGAUGUGGUCAACGGGCUGACCCAGAACCAGGACCUCAGGGCCGUACUGUCCUACAUCUUUGGCACCUACGGGAACAUGCCAAAAGAUGCCAGCUUCGCCAUGCACAGCUUGCUGGUGACCCACUACCUGAACGGCGCCUGGUACCCUAAAGGUGGCUCCAGUGAAAUCGCCUAUCACAUGAUCCCCAUCAUAGAGAAGGCAGGAGGCGCCGUUCUGGUGCGGGCCCCGGUGAACCGGAUCCUAGUCAACGACGCAGAGGAAGCUUGCGGUGUGAGUGUGUUGAAAGGUCAGGAGGAAGUGCACGUCCACGCGCCCGUGAUCAUUUCUGACGCCGGCGUCUUCAACACCUACGAGAAGCUGCUUCCCAAGGAGCUCCGAGCCACGCCAGCCGUCCAGGAGCAGCUCGCGAUGGUCAAACACGGUGAAGGCGGCCUGAGUAUCUUUAUGGGUCUGAACGGAACCAAGGAAGAGCUGGGCCUGAAGGCCGACAACUACUGGAUCUUUGCCGACAGCAACUUUGACGAGCUGGUGGAGAACUACAUGAGCAAAGACAGGGAGGAGUCUGCUAAAAACAUUCCUCUGCUGUUCGUCGCCUGUCCAUCAGCUAAAGACCCCACCUGGGAGGAGAGAUCACCAGGAAAGUCUACUUUGAGUCUGGUGAGUUUUGCUAAAUAUGAGUGGUUUGAGGAGUGGAAGGAUGACAAAGUGAAGAACCGAGCGCCGGAUUACAAAGAGCUGAAACAAGCGUUCAUCGACUCGGCCCUGGAGGUGGUGAUGGAUGUGUUUCCUAAGAUCACCAGAGACAAGAUUGAGUACAUUGAUGCUGGAACCCCCAUCACAAACACGCACUAUAUCGGAGCUCCCAAAGGUGAGAUCUAUGGUGUGGAUCACGGCAUCGCUCGAUUUAGUCCUGAGCUCAACGCUACAAUAAGACCUCAAACGCCUCUGAAGAACCUCUACCUGACAGGUCAGGACGUGUUUCUGUGCGGUUUCGCCGGCGCCCUCGCAGGAGCUCUCACCUGUGGCUCAGUCAUUCUCAACCGCAACCUCCAUCUGGACACCAUCGCCUUGGCCAAAAGAACCAAAACCUUUAACAAGUCGAAAGAGGAGUAGCUGCUGAUUUAUGUGCUCCAAUUAAGCAGCGCUCUGCUGAAA